UGAUGGUUGACAUUGCUGUAAUUUUGUGAACAUUUGAAUGAUCAAAACCACCUUUAUUUAAUGGUGAGUACGAUCAAAAGAAAUAGAAUGAGAUGAAAAACUCAGAAAAUGGCUGACGUAGCAGAGGUGCCGAAUUCCGAUGGUCGAACUCGAAAGAGUAAAAGGAAGGCUGCAAAUAAGGCAUUGGAAGAACCUAUGGCAGCCAAUGAUGACAAAGAUGAAGACAAAGAAAUGGAUAAACCGGACUCUCCAUCACGAUCAACCUCAUCUCCAGACCCCAACUGUGCUAUCUGUCUCAGCAAGCUGGAGAAUAAGUCAUUCACUGACAGCUGCUUUCACAUGUUCUGCUUUGUGUGUCUCCUGGAGUGGUCCAAAAUCAAGGCAGAAUGCCCAUUGUGCAAACAGCCAUUCAAGAGUAUUAUUCACAAUGUCCGCUCUUAUGAUGACUAUGAUCAAUACCACCUUGAAGUUGACGCGGUAGGGAACCAGUUUUCUUUUGGUAGCCCCAACGGACGCCGUUUUCGUUAUCGGACAACAUUGACCCAGGAUCAUGUUUUUGGUUUCCGACCGAGAAGAAAUUCUCAGCAUCCUGAUAUCGGAAGCCGUUUACCUACGACGAUUACCACCCGUCAAAACUGGCGUCGGCAGAGAGAAGCAGCUACGUCAGAAUUCAGGCGACGCGUUUACAUCAAUGGCAUGCGAGUUGUAGGAAUCAGAGACUCAAGUGGACGAUCUAGGAAUAUAUCACCUGAAUUCUUUGCCUCAAACCCUGCCACAUCCCAUCGCCUUGUGCCCUGGUUGAACAGGGAGUUGAAUGCUUUGCUAUACAAUCAUGAGGAACAUGUGCAAUUUGUUCUGGAAUUGAUCAUGGAUCUGAUUAAAAGGUUCCCUAUUCAGAGUGAAGAAUUUUUUCAACACGUGUUUCCAUUUAUCAGCAGACACACAAGACACUUCAUGCAUGAAUUUGAAAGCUUUGCAAAGUCGCCCUUCUGUAUUUCAUCCUAUGAUCAAAAGGCUAUCUAUGAGCAAAAACCAGAAUCAGUAUCAGAUUCAGAUUCAGUUCACUCUGACGGAAAUGACAGCGAUGUUAUGAUAGUAUCCCCAACUUAUUGUCCAACAUCCCCGAGCUAUGUCCCUAAUCCUGCAAGAAGAAGACGUGACCCUGGGGCCGUAAGACUCCACCACCCUCGGUCCGAGAUAACUCCGUACUCUGUCAGUCUCCGGGACUUAUUGGAGGAAGAUGAUGACCAAAUCACAUCCCACUCAGGCUGGGAAUCUCCUAUUGCUGGUCCUUCUUGGCACUUGACUCCUGACACCAGCAGUGCUCUUGCAAUUCCUGGAAGCUCCAGUUCACAGCCAGGACCAAGCUAUCAAUUUCUUAAUAACAUAGCCCGAAGGAAGAGGUCAAAGGUUAAGGUGGAAGGUGCUGCUGGAAUCAAUGUAGAUUCGGAGACGAAUUUGGUUGAGUCAGAUUCGGAGUCAGGUAGUGAUGUCGUGUGUACUGGGUAUGACAAGCCCUGGCAAGAAAGGACUCCAGUAGUUGUUUCAACAGAUACAGAAGAAGAAAAUAUGAUAGAAAAGGCUGAGAAAAUUAAGAGAAAGAAAGCCCAAUCCAAGCGACAAGAAGACUCCAAGAAAAGUAGAAGGAGGUCAAGAAGUCCAUCUCAUUCACAAUCACGGAGAAGAAGAAGGUCAAGGUCAUCGUCAUCCCGAUCUAACCACAGGCGAAGUAGAUCUCAUUCGGCGUCAAGACAUCGACGUAGGCGAAGAUCAACAUCUUCCCGUUAUCGCAGUCGGUCAAGGUCAGGGUCAAGGCAUCAGCGAUAUAGGUCUCCUUCACCAUCCUCUAGGUCAAGAUACAAAAGAAGGAAUAGAUCCAGAUCUCUUGUUUACGAGGAUGCAUUUGGCUUCUCAAGACGCACAGCACGUUCUCCAGAAACAAACAGUGUGAUACAUUCAGACGCUAGAAGGAAGAAGAAAAGGGACCGCCACAGAAACUCAAGGUACAGUGACUCCUCUUCUAGGUCAAGGUCGAAAUCCUCUGAGAAAUACCACAGAAGUAGACAUAAUAAAUCAAAAAGUUCUAGACGACAUCGAGGAUCAAGAAGUUCUAGUGUUGAAGUCUUAACAAGCAAACAUAAACACAAGAAACAUCAUAAGAAGCACAAAAGAAGCCGGGACACAGAUAAAGAGAAGAGUGGUUCUAAUAAUGUCCAGUAUAAAAUAGUUAAGGAUAAAUGUGAUGGAAAAUCAUCCAAAGACCCUCUCUUGUCCAUCACCAUCAAACGAGAUAAGUCCGAAGAUACACCUGUGGUGUCCAGCACUGUUGAUGCUGCUCCAGUUGUUUAUCCUGAGAUAGAUAUCCCUGAGAAUUUAGUUAUCAGAACAGAGCCAGUUAGUCCUCAGCGUACAACUGAAGCAUCAAAUGAGACAGUCACACAGACAAGUGAAGAGAGCACAAGCUCCACACAGCAGAUCCCCGUUAGUACAAGCUCCACACUACAGUCACACAACCAAACCAGUUCAUCUACUCUGCAGAAACCAGCAACCCCUAAAGAAGGCUCUGACAGAAAGAAGGAAGAUUCGGACUCCUCUGAUGACUGUGUGGAAGUUAAGAGAAAGUCAUUCAAGAAACAUCCAUCUGGACACAAGAAAAGCAGGAGGCAGUUACCACGGCUUCCUGACCCUUCCACAAGCACCGUGACCAGUAGUACAUGUGUAUCCCAAGUUUCUGACCAGAGGAUCCCAGUACUGGAUGCAAUGGCUCAUUUGUUCCAAGGAUUGAGUAACCAAGGGCUUUCUCAGACUCCACAAUCUGAUUUCAGAGCAGUUAUCCCUGGGAUGAUGUCAAAUUUAUUUGAUACCAGUCUAAUGUAUGGCUAUCCCGCUGCUGAUUGGUCCAGCUUGUCAAACUUCUUACCAAGACUUCCUGCUCAAGUGACCUCAUUGGACCACCCAGUGAUGGUGAGUUCCAGUGAUGAUAGUGAUGUUGUCGUAGAAUCUGUAGAUAACAGCUCCAGACAAGCAGUGUCAUCCAGCAGCAAUUCUGUCCGAGACCGAGGACUCCAGGACCUGAUGAGAGUCAACUUCAUGGACAGGAUUCCUGUUCUCUGUGAUGAGAUACAUAGUCAUAAGAGUAUUGAAGUCCAAGAGGAAAUCAGUGUUGUGAAUUCGGAUAGUGAUACCAUCAUCGAGGAGGCUAGUUCUACUGGAAGACCAACAGCCUCCGAUGCUGUAAUGGAGGUCAUUGACAGUGAUGACGAACCUCAGGACCUCUCAACACCAGAGAGGACACAAAUGACCUCCAAGAAGGAUGAGUCCAAAGACACAGAUGGUGUCAGCAAAGACCUUCCUUGUGAGACCGGGGACACUUCACAACCAGAAUUAAUUUCAGCUGUUAUGCCAGACGCACUACAUGAUUCACAAGAUUUACAUCCGAAUCAUCCGUGCUCCGUGAAUGCAAGUUCCUCAACAGCCAACACUUCUGAUCCUGACACUGACAAGAAUGAGAUGAUUACUGGGGAUUCUUGUGCAUCAAAAAUUUCCGAUAACUCCAUAAAGAAUAGUAACAGCAGCAAUGAAAAUAUAAGCCAGAAUCCAUCCACCUCUGGAGAAGAAUCCAUUGAUGUAGGAGUUGAAUGGGGCCAUUCAUCUGACCCAGUUCCAGUAAAUAAUAGAAACGGAACUGCAACCGACCACAGGUCUGAAGAAUCUAUGGACAUUGAUGUAGUUGGAGAUUCUGAUGCUGGAAUGAGAAAUGACAUCGCUUUUGUUAGUUCCAGAGAUGCUGGGUCAGAUGAAAAUGGUUCAGAACAGCCUGUUGCUAGUGAACAGAUGCACCUGAUGUCUCCGUUAGUGAACAGUGGACAACCCAAUGCUGACAGUACUAGGCCCAUGGCAGAAGCCUGUGUCAGCAAUUCUGCAAAUCAGCCUUACCCACUUCUUGCUAGUGUAAGUAAUAAUGUAACCUCACAUUUGCCUAAGAAUUCUCCCCAACAAGACAAUGGGGAACUGUCAUCUGAUAGCAUGUCAUCGCAUUUUGUGGAAGCUGAAAGUAACAUUGAAAUCAGUUCCGCUGGUGAAGGAACCAGUGCAAGGUGUGACUAUUCUCUUGACGACGGCGAGGUUGUCUCAUCUGAAAAUGGUGACUCGCAACCAGCUCCUAUACUACAAAUGAUUGAAGGUGUGAGUGAAAUUUCCUCGGAUGAAGAGGAGGCACUUGUCCAGAAACAUCCCCAAGUCAUUGCAGAUGCUAGUGAUAUAUCUUCAGAGGAGAGUGAUUUCGGGGAGGUCCCUCAACCAACUCCUAGUUCUGUAUCAGGAUCUUCUAAACUUAAUCCUCAAGUUAUUGGGGACAAUACAGACUCUUCUGAUGAGGGCGAAAUUUCUUCCGAUGAUGACGUCCAACCUCAAGAGAUAGAGGAUCUCAGCAAUGUGUCUUCAGAGUCUGAUGACAGCAGCAGCAGACAUGCUUCAGAAAGUUAUAGAAUAUCCCAGUUUCAGUCAAAUCAGGCACGACACUCUUCAACCGUUGUUAAAGCUUCAUCAACAGCAAGCAUGUCAAGGGGGUUGGAUGAGACCUCAGUGAGACCAGCUGUGGACUCAAGACUUAAAAAUAGUGAUAAUGACGAUAGUAGUUCGGGAGAACUAAGUGAUAAUAGUGAUGAUGAGCAGGUUUAUGAUGAUAUUUCCUCCUCAGAGAACUUUGACUCACCAGCAAGUCCUAACAGACAGGUUGAUCAACCUUUAGUGACAAGAGACUUAGAAGAGUCACUGAGUGAAGGAGAAAUAGUAUCAGACUGAAUGAAUGUGUUGAUUGAUCUUAUGUCUUUCCUCACUCACAUGCACUACAUUGUCUUGUAGAUCAUUCUUGGAUUAGUGUGCAUUUAUAUAUUUGAACCGAUGAGGAUCUUACAGGUGACCCUGUACAUCAUGUACAUAAGAUUUUAUAUUUAUGGAUAUAGCAGUCAUAGAGUUAGGACUGUUUUAGCUUCUAUACUUAGCAUCUUCCCGAGGCAAGUGAGUUAACUGACUAUAAAUGUCCAGUUUCCACCCUUGCCGAACUAGGCUGGUAUUAUGAAGUUAGAAUUUGGCUGGACUAACGAGUCUAUGCAUAGUCCAAUCAAAAUCUCGCAACGAAAUCAAAAUCCAGUUUGUAAACUGACGCGCAGAUUUCGGCUGAUUGCAAGAUUUGCAAAGCAUGUGCACCGCCAACUCGUCAAUAGAUAUUUUCCAAACACUUUCAUGUUUUUAAUAAAGGUGCUCGCGAUGUAAGACCCGUUUUAUCACAACAUAGA
Molecule: messenger RNA, 5297 nt
Organism: Haliotis rufescens (red abalone)
Lineage: Eukaryota; Metazoa; Mollusca; Gastropoda; Lepetellida; Haliotidae
Product: serine-rich adhesin for platelets-like
Exons: 2
Coding region: 109-4803 (1564 amino acids)
Biological process (GO): protein polyubiquitination; protein monoubiquitination
Molecular function (GO): metal ion binding; ubiquitin protein ligase activity
Source: RefSeq, a predicted model, not a curated record